UCUCGUCUUGGCCCCCGACGCAAGAAACAAAGAAUGUCGAGGUGCGUGCGACAUUGCGACUUCUCCACCAUCAUCUUCUGAACCGGGGAUUAUCUGUCAACUCACUGAGAAUCUACUCCGGAAAUCCCAACUACAAGCAUGCCUGGCCGAGCACCAGGGAGGUCCACGCGGACCUCCACCGCCGUUUCUCACAAGUCGUCCGCCAUGGACGUCGAUUCUCGAGCCUCAUCCGCCUCCCCCGAUGCUCCAACCGAAGCCCCUGACAAUGCGCUUCGGCACCAGAUAUGCAAUAUCUUUCGAGACGCCCAAAAGAAUACCGCGUCGCACCGUAAACUUAUCGUCAGCCUCCGCAAGAUCCAGGAACAGUGCUGUUACGAGCCCGCGAACCCAAAAAAGGCCGACACGAACGUCUUCAACGAAACCACUUUCAAUAACGAAUUUGUGCGCUGUGCUUUGCGGGUUAUGCCAGUCAAGAAAACCGAGUCGGCCGGGGAGAAGGUCAUUCGCUUCAUCGGACUCUUCCUGAGACAUUCCAACGACAAGGAUAAUGAGCUUCUGGGAGACGUCGAGGAGGAUGCUAGUGUCAUGCCCGAGACCGCCGGAACGCGCCUCACGAGCCAGCUGAUGGAAACGAUUCUGCCUCUUCUCACAUCUAAAGACAAGUUCGUCAGAUACCGAUCAACCCAGUUAAUUUCUCACGUCGUUAAUUCCCUCGACGCCAUUGAUGAUGAGCUCUUCCAAAAGCUACGCCACGGCCUUCUCAGGCGAAUCCACGACAAGGAAGCCAUGGUCCGUUCGCAGGCCGUUCUCGGUCUCGGACGACUCGUCGGUAAUCAGGCAGAAGCUGGGGCCGAUCCCGACGACAGCGACGGGGACGACGCCGGGUUGCUCGAAAAGCUCCUCGAAGUCCUACAAAACGAUCCAAGCGCGGACGUAAGGAGGUCGCUCCUCGUCAACCUGCCCAUCCUCCCCAACACCCUCCCAUAUCUGCUGGAACGCGCCAGGGAUCAGGACGCCGCCACCCGGAGAGCCGUCUACUCGAGACUCUUGCCGGCUCUGGGCGAUUUUCGACAUUUGUCUCUGUCCAUGCGAGAGAAGCUCCUUCGAUGGGGCCUCCGCGAUCGAGAUGACAACGUCCGCAAGUCGGCAGGCCGGCUGUUCCGCGAACGGUGGAUCGAGGACUGCGCCGGCGUCCCGGCCACGGAUGAGGACGGCAAACCAGUGGAAUCUGCUCCCAACUUUGACGGCUUGCAAGAGCUUCUGGAAAGAAUCGACGUCGUCAAUUCGGGCGUCGAGAAUGGAGUGGCGCUCGAGGCGAUGAAUGGCUUUUGGGAGGGCCGGCCGGACUACCGGGACGCAGCGGUGUUUGAUGACCAGUUCUGGCUGACUCUGUCAGCCGAGUCCGUUUUUAUGGCCAGGAGCUUCAACGAAUUCUGCCGCAGCGAGGGGAACGGAAAGUACGAGUCUCUACUGGAGGUGAAGCUACCCGAGGUCACCAAGCUGGCAUUCUACCUUGAACGGUACAUCUCUGUUCUGAUUGAAGCGAUCAAGAGAGUGCAGGAGACCUCGGACGAGAACGAGGAGGACGAGGAGGAAGAUACGGUGGAGCAAGAGUUUAUCGUCGAACAGAUGCUUCAGAUCGCUCUGACCCUCGAUUACUCGGACGAAGUCGGCAGACGAAAGAUGUUCGCUCUCCUCCGCCAGUCCUUGUCGAUCCCGGAGCUCCCUGACGAAAUUACGAAACUCACCGUGAACGUUCUUCGCGAGAUUUGCGCGCCGGACCUGGCGGGCGAAAAAGAGUUCUGCAGCAUCGUCCUCGAAGCCGUAGCCGAUGUUCACGACACCAUCGCCGACGAUACCGCAGGGCCAGCAAACGAUGCCGACACCACCGAGGAUAGUUUUCAUUCCGCCAAGUCCGAGGUUUCUCUCGACGCACCUGCCAAGAAGGCUGCUGCUCGGGGUGCCAGUACAGAGGAGGACGAGGAGGAGGCCAGGCAGAAGGCGAUCAAGGAGAUCAUGAUCAACAUGAAGUGCCUGUACAUUGUCCAGUGCAUGCUCACCAACGUCGCCGGCGAUUUGCAGCAGAACGAUCACCUGGUUGCCAUGCUCAAUAACCUGGUGGUUCCCGCGGUUAGAAGCCACGAAGCGCCGGUGCGAGAGAGGGGACUGGUCUGCCUUGGCUUGUGCUCGCUGCUUGAUCGAUCGCUCGCCGAGGAGAACCUGGUUUUGUUCAUGCACUUCUUCGCAAAGGGCCACACGGCCUUGCAGAUCACCGCUCUGCAUAUCCUGACCGACAUCCUCAACGUCCAUGGUGCACAACUCCUGGCGACGACACCGACCCUGCUCAAGGUAUACCUCAAGGCUCUCAGGUCGGGAUCGAAGUCGCCCGAGGUCCAGGCAGCGGCUACGUUGGCGGCGUCCAAGCUGCUCCUCGGACGGGUUGUUACUGAUCCGGACGCUUCGUCGGAACUGCUCAAGACGCUGGUGGUCGCCUACUUUGACCCUUCCAGCGCGCACAACCAGAGCGUCAGGCAAGCGCUCAACUAUUUCCUACCCGUCUUCUGCUAUUCGCGCGCCGAGAACCAGGACUUGAUGCGAUCUGUCGCCUUGGAUGCCCUGCAUUCGCUGUACAACAUUCGGCAGAACCUGGAAGAUGAUGACGUUGACGUCGAGGAGGAUAUGCAGAACCUUGCCACCAUCGGCGCCUGCCUGGUGGACUGGACCGACCCGAGGAAAUGCUAUAGUCCCGACUCGGGACUGGAUUCGGAGAAGAGAUCCGUGAAUGGCGAUAUCCAUCUGUCUCUGGCCUUGGAUAUCCUGGAACGCCUUGGCGGAAAUAUGAGUAAAGAGGAGAAGAAAGUCGUUUCCCCUCUACUGGGCAAGCUAUACAUCUCCGCAUCCAGUUCCGAAGACAAGAUCCGAGAGGCGUACGAGGAGGUCACGAUCGCCGUGAAUGAUAAGCUAGUGACCGACACUGCGGGGAGGAACGCGUUGAACAAACUGCACCUCAGCCUAGGCAAGAUCAUCACGGCUCUCGGCGGCGGAACAGGAGGAGAAAGCCGUCGAGCCAGCCGAAGCGUGUCCGUCGCCGGGGAGGAGAGGUCGGAGGCUACGGACAGGACCAACCUCACGGAGACUACCACCAUCAAGGAGGAGGAUGAGAGCGUCGAGGGGACCGUCGUUCCGAGGGACGAGGAUAGCGACGAGGGGACGGUCGUUCAGAGCAGGUACAAGGACACCCUUGUAGAUGAUUUGCUGACCGAUGAAGAAGAGCUUUGAAGGCAUCCUGGCCUGCGGUUGAGUGUGGUAUAGCGAAAGCCUGUACAUAUGAUGAUAUAUCUUUGAUUUUGUGUUUUCCUUGGUCUGGUUCACGACGUCGACGACGGAUGGACGGGUUGGUCUGAAUGAAUUGGGAGGAUCGGAUGUCCGUGUCACGGAAAGUCUAAUGGCACAAUGAAAUAAUACCUCCGAAGCUCAAGGGGGCUGAAGUGCCCGCCAUAAAAGUGACAACACCAAGCCAUACCGGUCCUUUUUGUGGCCCACCCUCUUGGGCCCUCGCUUCCAACCCGCAAUGCCAA
Molecule: messenger RNA, 3578 nt
Organism: Sodiomyces alkalinus F11
Lineage: Eukaryota; Fungi; Ascomycota; Sordariomycetes; Glomerellales; Plectosphaerellaceae
Product: condensin subunit Cnd3
Exons: 2
Coding region: 139-3279 (1046 amino acids)
Biological process (GO): mitotic chromosome condensation
Cellular component (GO): condensin complex; condensed chromosome
Source: RefSeq, a predicted model, not a curated record